Molecule: messenger RNA, 3488 nt
Organism: Achroia grisella
Lineage: Eukaryota; Metazoa; Arthropoda; Insecta; Lepidoptera; Pyralidae
Gene: pros
Product: homeobox protein prospero
Exons: 5
Coding region: 109-3060 (983 amino acids)
Biological process (GO): regulation of transcription by RNA polymerase II
Cellular component (GO): nucleus
Molecular function (GO): RNA polymerase II cis-regulatory region sequence-specific DNA binding; DNA-binding transcription factor activity, RNA polymerase II-specific
Source: RefSeq, a predicted model, not a curated record
CAUCGGAUAGGUGUACAAAAAUCAUAUUAAUGAGCGGGCGAUGCGGCGCGAGUAGCGCGGUGGGGCCCUGCCCGCCGCCCGCACGGCCAAUCCCGGCGCGCCUCGCCUAUGAUGUCAUCGGAGGAGGAGGCCGACUCACACGCGCCCUACUCGGAUAAGCUGCUGAAGAAACAGAAACGUGCGAGACAGCGCGUUGACGCCGGUGAGCCGCGCAAUUCUUAUUCGACUCUCGCGACGAACGGACCCGCGCCCGCGCGCGUCGUACACAUGAGCGGAGGACUUUACGGCGCCAUCUUCGAGGGCCGCCAACACUUCGGCCUUUUCGGUCCGGGCUACCCGCCUGCGGAAAUGUUAAACGAACUGCUUGGGCGAACGCCUAUGCAGGACGACGGUGAAGAAGCAACUGGUGCGGAUUUAACACACCGUGUACUUCGGGAUAUUCUACAAAAUCGCAAGAAAGAGUUAUUGAGACUUUCUCCAGACAAUAACAACGUACUUGCGAAUAAUAAUAAUGACGAGCCUAAAGAGAAACGGUCUCCAGAGCGACCUAUUUCGCGGGACUCUCGACCUGACCUCGACGAUGCUCUUUUAGCAUUAGACAGUGCCGGUGACUCGCGUACUUCACCACCUCCUGGGCCUCCAUCUUCUGAAGCUCUGCUAGCUCCGAAAUCUGAGCCUGAGGAUCGUGACAGUGACGCUCAACGUUCUUCCCCGCGACCUCUCGAUGUGAAACGUGCUCGUGUUGAGAACAUUGUGUCGACUAUGCGUGCUAGUCCUGCACCUCAACAGCCACAAGUGAAUGGUUGCAAGAAACGAAAAUUAUAUCAUCCACAGCAGCACGACGGUGCAGCGGAGCGCUAUGGUACUAGUCAUGGCAGCAGUGCACAGACAGUAACGGAUGACUCCGAUGACGAUGGUGAGAAACCACCUAUUCAACAAAAAUUAGUAGAAAAGAAUGCUUUAAAAUCACAACUUAGAACUAUGCAAGAGCAACUUGCAGAGAUGCAAGAGAAAUAUAUGCAACUGUGCAAUCGAAUGGGACAAGAGUCAGAAACAAUCGAUAAUGAUGGUGCUUCUAGUGAUAUAGAACAGAUUGAUGAUCCUGUACCAAAGUCAGAACCAGCGUCACCAGUGAAAGAGGUACCACCUCCUAUACAAAACAGUGCUACACCUAACAUGCUUUCGCAAGUUAUGAGCAAAAUGAUGUCGGCAAAAAUGCACGUCCAUGCAGCAGCUCAUCAGCACCUUCCACCUGGGUUUAAUGGUUCGCUACCGAUGAUACCUCCUCUACCUCCAAGUGAUCACAUACAUCCACCUCAUCCACAUCCGCACUUAAACAGUGCUGCAGCAAUGUAUUUAAAUGUUAGUCAAAAACUAUUUCUAGAACAACAAGAGGCUCGUAUGAAAGAAGUAUCUGAGCAACAACAACAACACAAUAACCAACAGCAGAGGUCUCUGUCGAACCAGCCCUCACCACAGCAGCGGCAACUUGGUCCAACACCAAAACCCCCGUUGUCUUCAGAACUAGCUGAGAGGCUCGACGCAAUUAGAAAUAGUACAGGCCCUGUCGGUCCGGUGUCCGGUGCUGACCUCGAGGGAUUAGCGGAGGUGCUAAAAAGUGAGGUUACAGCUUACUUGGUCAGUCUCAUUGACUCUAUUGUUACACGUUUUGUGCAUCAGCGACGAAUAAUUGGGAAACAAUCGGAGGCUGCAGCAGCAGCAGCGGAACAACUCAACAAGGAUCUGAUGCGAGCAACUAGACUACUCGAGAUAAAGUCUCCGACACCGAAGCCACAGGAGCGGCCGUCAGGGCAAUUAUCAGGUAACACACCCGUCCAUCAUACUGGCGCGCCUAAUGGCGUCCCGUUUAUUACACAUAAUCAGAUGCUGAUGAGCCAGAUGAACGGCCCCCGCGCGCCAGGUGGAGCGGCAUUCCCGCUGCACGCCGAGGCGGGCGGGCCCGUGCAUGGCACUCAUGUGCGGCCUCCGACAGGCAUGUUCCAGACGCCGCCAAAACCGCUCGCCAACCUCUACGGGUCCAUGAACGGGCACUUCGAACGUGAGCCGAAUCCAGAGCAGAACGAGGCACUCAGCCUCGUAGUCACGCCAAAGAAAAAGCGGCACAAGGUGACGGAUACACGAAUAACGCCACGAACCGUAAGCAGAAUUCUCGGAGAGGGUGUAGGUCACUCCCCCGAGAGCAAAUUCCCAGAGUCGCCAUCCCCGCGGCCGUACCCUGGCGGGAUGGCGUUACCUACGUCGGUAGCGAUACCUAAUCCGUCGCUGCAUGAGAGCCAAGUGUUCUCACCGUAUUCACCGUUCUUCACGGCGGGAGGCGGACUAGCGCGGUCACCACCGGCGCCGGAGCGCGAUUCUCCACCACUGCCGCAUGCACCUGUUCUGUUACAUCCGGCACUGAUGGCAGCAGCGCACCACGCGUCACCCGACUACCUGAGGCACCAUCACGCACACGUGCCUCAUCAUGGUGGCGCCCCGCAUCAUCCGCACCACAUGGAUACGCAAGACCCUCAUUCAGACAACAAUUCAACAGACUUGCCUUACGAUGGAGUCCAGCCUACUUCCUCCACAUUAACGCCGAUGCAUCUUCGUAAAGCGAAGCUGAUGUUCUUCUGGGUGCGGUACCCGAGCUCGGCGGUCCUCAAGAUGUACUUCCCGGACAUCAAAUUUAACAAGAACAACACAGCUCAACUUGUCAAGUGGUUCUCAAACUUCCGGGAGUUCUAUUAUAUUCAAAUGGAGAAGUACGCGCGGCAGGCGAUCAGUGAAGGUCUAAAGGCGGCUGAUGACCUCCACGUCGCUGGCGACUCAGAACUGUACAGGGUUCUUAACUUGCACUACAACAGAAAUAACCACAUUGAGGUGCCGCCCAACUUCAGAUAUGUGGUUGAGCAGACACUGCGCGAGUUCUUCCGCGCCAUCCAAAGCGGGAAGGAUACAGAACAGAGCUGGAAGAAAUCCAUCUACAAGGUGAUCUCGCGGCUCGACGACCCGGUGCCAGAGUACUUCAAGUCACCCAACUUUCUUGAACAGUUGGAGUGAGCGCCGCCUCGAUUCGAUGCACAUUGUUUCGGCAUAACUAAUUUUAUAGACAAAAUAUGAAAUUCAUUGGACGAUUGUUUCGCACACCAAAAUUUUACGACACUCGCAUUUAGGCCUUCAGAUUCAAAAUUAUCGAUAAAAAAAGUUAAAUUUAAAUUAUUAAAAAAAUUGAAUUUGUACGUUGCACGUCGAGCGGUGUGGCCGGCUCCAGCCGAGCCACGCCGUGGCCCGCGCUCUCCUAGGAAAUUCAUUAGGUUAAACGAGUAAGAGAAAAUUUAAGUCACCUAGAAUUUUAUUUCUGCACAUAAUAUAUUUCGCUAUAUAUAAUUAUUAUUAUAUUAUUAUUAAGUAUUAUCUUAAAAUGGUUUUUAUAGUUGUGUAUAUCAUAAAAUCAUUUAUUGAUUUAUUCUAAGGAAAAAAACGAUUAA